AUGUCCGAUAUACGUGAAUUUAUUUUGACUACAAUUGCUAAUUUCUAUAAGAGUCCUUUCAAGUUAAAUGAGAAUUGUGAAGAAUUAUUACUUGAAUUUAUACACAAUUCUCAAGUACUUCUACUUCAAACCUGCCUAAAUAAUGAACUACUUGUAUUCUACAAUAAAAUUGAACCAAACACAACCACAUCAAUAAUAUUCUAUAAAACUAUAGCAGAUACCUUGACAGGAGAUGAUGCUAUUCAAAACAUAAAUAUACUUACUUUAACAAGAAGUGCAGAGGAAUCAUUAUAUCAAAUUUUGCGACAAAUCUACUCUCCAUUGCUUGCGAGUGGAGAUGAUUUGUAUUCUAUUAAAUUGCAUAAGAACUUGUCUGAAUUAGAGACUAAUCUCAGAGUUCUUACUCAUGGUAAAGGAGGUUCUAAUAUAAAUGUCAUCCUAUCAAUUAAUGAUGAAGUGGAUUACUGGAAAACUGUUAGUCAUUCCCAAGAUACAAAUAAAAAGGAAAGAGAGGCAGCUUCUUCAUUCUGUGUAUUGUUUGAAGAUAUAUCUGAAGAAAUUAGAUCAUUGCAAAUUGGAAAUAUGCAAGAAAUUCGUGAUACAGCUGAGAAUGUAGCAGGAAUAUUAGAUGAUAUCUGGAGGUAUACUCUGAUGCCUUAUGCACAAGAUAGAAUGAUUCACAUUUUUGAUAUAAUUGGUCAUGUCCUUUGCAAUGUAAUACAAAAUGCUCUAUCCAAAGUCGAAUUAUGGAAACCAUUUGAUGGCUUGAAAGACAGUCAGAUUCUUGUGCUAUUAUCUGAGGGUUUAAAUGCUGUGCACAUGUGGAUAAGUGCAUGCAAAUCUCUCACUGAGACCUAUUGGCCUAACUAUGCUUUACAUGCUUGGAAGGGAAAACCAUAUAUUCCAACGUUCUGUGGGAAUUUCCAAAGGCGGCUUCAAGAGAUACAUGAUAUUAGAUCUACUUACAACCAACUGAGUAAAUUGCUGACUGCAACUGAAAAAGCGGAAUUAAAUACGGAUCAAUUAUUCAAGCCAUUUCAAAAUAUUAAUGUCUGGAUUUGUAAUGGACCGUCGACAUCCUGGGAGAACACUGUGAGCCAAUUUUCAGCAAAUUUAAGACCUGCAGAGGCAAAAAUUGCUGAGAAAUUAAAACCUAGGUUACACAACACUUCAACUAAACAGAUGCUGUACGAAUUUUCACGAUACAAAUCGCUGAUUAUUAGACCACUUAUUAAGAAUGCAUUAAACGACGAAUUAGAGAUAUUUGUGGCAUCACUCUUAUCAAUGUUAAAAAAUAUUCUAACCCAGAUAGAAUCAGACGACAUGGAUGUAGGGAUGUACCAACCGCCUGAAAUGUCGCAACUCGUUCAACAGGUGCAAUGGGCUAAACAGAUGGAAUCUAAGGUCAAAGAAAUACAAUCAUGUGUUGACAACUAUCUUAAAGAGUUUGAUAAAACCACUGAAGUGUCGCAGCUUGCUAUUAAAAUUUUAAACGAUCUCAAAACAAUGUAUACUCAGUUACAUGAGGAUUGGUGCAGAGAUUUACAGGCGCAAGUCAAAGCCGGUUCCCUCCAACUGUCUGUCGAUAAACCAGUAGUAGAAUUCUCAAGCGGAACUCAAAUGAUGGAAGUGAACUUCAACCCGCGUCUCGUUAGUAUCGAACUAGAAGCGCGCUCGUUGAGUGCACUAGGGCUGCCACCGCCGCCUUCUGUCAGCGUACUUGAUACCGUGUCGACAGCCCUGCGGUAUGCUAGGGCUUUGCAACAGGUGGCGUCAUUCCAUAACACGUUAGGCGAGAGAAUGAUCCCUUCCACUCGCCCUAUGAUGUUACAAGCCGCUUUGGACUUAUCAGCUUUGGUUCAAAAUCAGAAACCAGUGUUUUGGAAUGACGAAGAACAGUUGGCUAUCUAUACGAAGAAUUUGAAGAAAAUGGUACUAAAAUUGGAAUCUCAAAACACAUACCUUACCGGUCAACACGUAGCGAUACGGGGUAUUGUGGAAAAGUUAAUGGAUACGGAGCUUCUUGCCAAACAAACUGAAUGGAAGAAAAGUAUUAAGGACAUUAGGGAUAUUAUAGAAAAGGUGGAAAGCAAUGGAUAUAAAAACACAGACAUGUGGCGCUCGCACUGGGAGGUGCAAGUGUACAAAGCAAUGGAAUGCCAAUAUAUAAGAGCUUUACUCUCAUUGCAUACUAAUUUCCCUCAGAUGCGGGUUGAUUUAGUUUUGCGUGGUCAUAGUGUGCGCGUGUCGCCCCCGCUCGAGGAAGUUCGCUCGCAGUUGUACCACCAACUGCGCCGCUUGGUGUCGCUGCCCGCGCACUUUCCCGCACUACGAGAUGUGUUGGACAAACCCAGUGUCUUUGCCUCUAUCGUGGAAAGGCACAGCUGGAUCGGCAACAAAGCGGUGCGUCAGAUAGAGAAGGCACUAACCGCACUAAGUGACCUCUGCGACACUUGGAGCGUCCGCGCGGCGCUAGCGUGUGCGAGCGACCUGGAGCAGCUGUGCCGGGAGCACCUGCACGAGCCGCCCGAUUGGGAGAUGAACUUCAGGGCCUGCAAGGCGUACGGCCAAGCGGUCGCUAAAAUGACAUUUGAUGACGAAAAAAUAGAUUGGAUAUCAGUUGGCACCAUAUCGCUGCGCCGUGAAUUCGAAGCUCAGUCGCGCAACUUAUGGGCGUGUCUCAUGUCUUCCCUACAAGCCAGUUGUCGCGACGACACGUCAGAACUGGAUACUUUUAUAGCUAAUGUAACCGUUACGUUGGAGAAUAAAGCUUUGCCCAAAAACGCUAAAGAGUUAGCUGAAAUAAGUGCUAAGCAACAUGCACUGCAGGAGAAAAUGCCAGAGAUGGAGAAGUUGGUAGAAGGUUUAAAACGAAAAGGACAUUUAUUACGGACAUGGGGAGGGGAUCCGUCUGUAGAUACCACUGUAAAGGAGUGGAUGAAGAUACGGGAGCAGAUGGAUGUACACCAACAAAUAUUUGAACAUCAGGCAGAAAUCGUAAAAUCAAGUCUCACAGGCGAAUGGGAUAACAUAAACAGUGGGGUCGAAGCGUGGUUCUCUCGCUGGAGCCAAGCUCGUGCGAGACUCGAAGAUAUUCGUUCAGUGUCCUACAAUGAGAUACUGGAGAGAUGUUGUUCAGUACUUGACGCGGUGCAGAAUUUUGAUAAACUAAUCGGGGAAAAAGAUGAAUUGCUAUCCGAAUCUAAAAAAUUCAAUAUGAAAUUGGAAAUAAAUGAUAUAUGGAAAGAUGCAGAAUCGCUUAAAAAUGAUUUAAUUAAUCUCUGGGCUAUAUUCAAAGAAUAUAACGAAGAUUACGAAGCUAUUGGAAAUCAAGAGUGGAUUAUAUUCCAAAAGAAGUUACAUUUAUUGGAUGAAUUCGUAGUUCGUUGGAAAGACCGCCUCGAGCCCUACACUACCGUCACGUUAUUCAUUCAACAAGAACUUGAGAAGUAUUCGGAUCUAACAAUGGUACUCAAAUAUUUUCGCGGAUCUGACUUCACCGAGAGGCACUGGUGCGAAGUUUAUAACCUCAUAGAAAUGCAGUACAAGAAACCCGAUACGUUGGUGCUCAAAGACUUCCUUAGUGUCGCGCCUUAUAUUAAGAAACACAUGAAAGCUUUACAGAAAAUUUCAUCAUCGGCAUCGAGUGAAGCAGCUAUAAGAAGCGCACUGAACGAACUAGACUUGUGGUACGCAGGCGCAAGACUCUCUGUGACGUAUUACACACACAAGGAUAAUAAACUUACUCCUAUCGUUAAAGAUUUUAAGGACAUGAUUAGCAAGGUGGAGGAACAGCAAUGGGUGGUGUGCUCUGUGGGAGGCGAAGGCGGCGGGAGCUGGGAGUUGCGCCUGCGCAGCGCCGGGUCGUUGCUACGAGCUGCGCAUCAUGUACAACGCAGGUGGCUGUACCUAGAACCUAUACUUUUCAAUGAUGAAGGUGAAUUAGGAGCCAAAUUUCGCAAGGUAGACCAAGGGUUCAAGCAAGUUGCGCGGGUUAUAGAAGCAGAUCCCCGGCUUUCAGCAUUAUUACAGUCUACCAGACUACAAUCUAUGCUCGAUACAAUAUCUGAACAACUGAACGCAUGUCAGUCAGCACUUAACCAGUAUAUCGAUGAAAAGCGUACUAUAUUUCCAAGAUUAUACUUUUUAAGUGAUGAUGAUCUCCUGGAGUUGUUGGGUCAAGCACGAUCCGGUACAGCGGGUAGAGAAAGCGUUCUACAGACCCAUCUAAAAAAACUAUUUCCCGGUAUUACUGGCGUUCGCCUGGGUCCCGGGGGCUUAUCUAUUACCACCCUGUGUAGCCAUUUCGAUGAGACGUUUCAACUGAAUCACCCAGUGGACAUUGACUGUCCUGUUGAGGUUUGGCUUAAAAGUUUAGAAAACGAAAUACGUUCUUCCCUGAAAGAUCUGACGUUACAAUGUAUCAGUACAAACAGUAUAAGAGACAACGAUCCAUUUUCGCUGCCGACGCAAAUAAUGUGCUUAGCGCAAAACAUAAGAUUUACUGAGCAAGCAGAAAAGGCGAUCACAAACAAAGAAUUACGCAACUUAAAAGAUAAUAUUGAAAAACAAAACAUGAAUUAUGCUUCGGCUGAAGUCGAAGAUGAAGCUGAAAAUUAUAAAAAACAAGCUCUCAUAUUACAGUGCGCUUAUUACAAGACCGUAGUGGACUCUUUGUUGGAAAAUAGCGUUGUAUCAACUUCAGAUUGGUUGUGGCAAAAGCAGUUACGGUUUUAUUUAAUAAACUCUAAUGAGGUUGUCGCCAGAAUGGGCUUGGCAGAAAUAUCUUAUUCUUACGAAUAUCUCGGCACACAGACUGGUCAGUUUGUUCGCACUGAGCUAGCUGAAGAGUGUUUCCUGAUAUUAACUCAGUCCCACCAUUUUGGAUUCAUUGGCAAUCCAUUUGGUCCCGCGGGGACAGGUAAAACAGAAUCUGUGAAAGCUUUGGGUGGACUGUUUGGGCGACUUGUGCUGGUAUUCAACUGUGAUGAGGCAAUGGACGGCGAAUGUAUGGGCCGACUCCUAACGGGAUUAGCUUUAAGUGGUGCUUGGGGAUGCUUCGACGAAUUCAAUAGAUUAUCCUCAGAAACUCUCGCAACUGUGUCGCAUCAGUUCACGUCAUUACUCGCCGCCAUGCAAGCAGUUAAAACUAAUGCGGAGGCUACUGCGUUGUUAAAUGGAAAACAAGUGCGCGUGUCGCCGUGGUGCGGCGCGGCGGUGACGCUGAACCCGGCGGGGCGCGGGUACGGCGCGCGGCGGGCGCUCGGCGGCGCGCUGCAGCGGGCGCUGCGCCCCGUCGCGCUCUCCGCGCCCGCGCCCGAGCCGCUCGCCGCGCACCUGCUCGCCGCGCACGCUGCCCACGACCCGCUGCGCAUGGCGAGCGACCUCACCGCGGUCUUCAUGCUGGCUAGCAACUUGCUAAGCAGCCAGCGGCACUACGACUGGGGGCUGCGCGCGCUGAAGGCGGCGGUGGGCAGCUGCGGCGCGGCGCUGCGGGCGCUGCGGGCGCGCGGCCCCGCGCCGGCGCCGGCGCAGGCGCAGCGCGCCGCCCUGCGGACCGUGCUCAAGCUGAACAACAUGUCGAAGCUCACUAAACCGGACGCGGAGAGAUUUGAGAAUAUUCUUUCACUGGUUUUUGCUGAUGUCCCCGAGGAACAAUCUACAGUUGACCCUAUCUAUAUGAGUAUUGACUCCAGUUUCGAAUCGUUAAACCUCAUUCGCAGUCAAUUACAGACACAAAAAUGUAUGGACUUGUAUGAGCAAUUGCAACAAAGAAUGGGAGUGGUAAUUGUUGGUCCCCCAGGUUCCGGUAAAACAACCAUCAGGAAACUACUCAAAACCGCGCUAAUACAACAAGGUAAAACAAUAAUGGAGCAUGUGAUAUACCCAAAGGCAGUGAGUCGCGAGUGCUUACUGGGACGAGUGGAGCCUGACACUCGCCAGUGGAUAGACGGCGUUAUAUCCACUAUUGCUGUGCAAGUGUCGCAACAGAGCGCCGAUGUUUGGUCAUGGGUGGUAUGUGACGGUGACAUAGACCCGCAGUGGAUAGAAGCUCUCAACUCAGUGCUAGAUGACAAUCGUCUAUUAACGCUGCCUUCGGGUUGGCGCGUGCAGUUCGGACACAAUGUCAACUUUGUGUUCGAAACGCACUCUAUGGAACACGCUUCGCCGGCUACUAUAUCACGAAUGGGGAUCAUUUUGUUAAGUGAAGAAGAUAGCUGUGCGGAAGAAUUUCUUAAUAACUGGAUCCAAAAAGCUGACACGGAAAAUGAAACAAUACAAUCGACGAUACCAAUUUUACAAAAUGUGAUACGAAAAUGUUUGAAGUGGUCAAACACUUUUACGUCGCAUUUUGCAGUAAAAACGUACAGUGUAUCAAUAGUGAAUCAAAUACUGACUCAACUUGAAUAUAUAAUCGAAGAAACCGAUACUCAUAAACAUAUAUCAAGUGAAGAAAUUGUUUACUUGGCUCUACAAUACAGCGUGAUAGGUUUACUCAAAGAAAGUGCAAUACAUGCGUUUCAUGAUGAAAUGUCAGAUGUUCUCGGUCCACCGCCAAGCCUCGGAUCAAAUGUAUGCGAACGUGUAUCAGACACGCUAGUGAUGUCGCCGCGACUGCACGUGCCUGCGCACGCGCUGCGGGCGAUAGUGCGUGCACGCUCGCACGCUAUACUCAUUGGGCAUGGUGCGUGUGCUAAGAGUACUUUAGCCGAGCACAUCCUAAAAGAUUGUAAUUCGACAGUUGUUACCAUCGAUUGUACACCUAUUUUGGAACCUACUGAUAUCAUUACAGAACUGAAAAGGAACAACGUGAUCCGAAGCGGUGGCGGUGGAGUGGUACUGUUGGUGCGAGCUCUGCACCGCGUGUACACCGACGAGUGGGGAUCUUCGCCCGUGCACUCCUUCUUGUUACAGGUGAUGCAAGGUAACGGUUUCUGGGCUUCGGAAGAAAACGGUACUCAAUGGUAUAGCACAGCGCGGGUGAGUGUCAUCGCAACCGCUUCGCCUCGCCUCACCCUCGCUUCGCGUCUAGCUGCUGCCUUCAUGCAUUUAAUCUUACCUGAGCCAACCGACGAGGAACUCUUGGAGCUUUUAAAAUACUAUUUAAGCGAAACGAUAAAUAAAAAUAUAUCAGAUACGGACAUCAUUAACUUGGCGCAAAACAUUUUAUCGAUGCAGAGAGAGAUAAUCCAUACUUUUGAUACAAGACCACAUUAUUCAUGGAACUCUUCCCAUUUGAAGAAAAUGUGUGAAAAUAUAAAAUGGUAUAAUCCGUCCUCAAUUAAUGAAGUUACAACGGCUUUGUAUGCUCAAGCGCAUAUAAUAUUCAGAAAUCAAUUAGUGACUGAAACUGAGAAAGAUCAAUUCGACGCUAUCGCUAGAAAGUACCUCAAAGUGAACAAUAACAUGUAUUUUAACCCGAUACAGCGUGGGGAUGGUGUUUACUUAGAAACUGUGGAUUAUGCGAUGUGGUACCAAAAUACACAAAUGCUCAUAAAUCAGUGUUUGAUAGAUGAUGAACAAAUGUUUGGUGACGCUGGUAUAGAAGUUUGUAAGGAGUUGUCUAUAUUGUGUCCUGUUAUAGCUCUUGCGUUAAACGGCGGUAUAGUGACGGACGUGUGCGGCGCGGGCGCGGGCGCGGGCGGGGCGGGGCGCGCCGUGUGCGCCGCGCUCGCCGCGCACUGCGUGCCUCUCGAACUGCCCGCGCAUUUUGUGACACAGUUUAAAGCCGCCUUGACAUCUGCAAGCGAAGGUAAUCGCACCUUGGUAAUUGUAAGCGAAUGGUCAGCAAAUUCAAGUAAUUUGGCAAUCAUAGAAGCUUUCAUUCGCGCGCACUCAAUACACGCUCUACCCUCUAACGUUAUGCCCGCUAUAGGACAAAACGCUGAACAAACACUAAUGAACAUACGCCAAAAUCUCGGUAUUUUGAUAUGCCUCGAUAAAGAUCAGAAAAAUUUAUAUGAAUUAUUAGAGAAAUAUCCAUUUUUAUACAAUACUUCACAAUUGACGUGGCUCGAAGAAUGGUCAGAGGAGACGCUAAAGGACAUGCCUAAAUUGGUCAUACAGAGGUUAAUGAAAGAAGACGCAAUUGAUUCAAAAGAAGAUUUAAAUACAAUUCCUGUGGAGGGAUUUGUUGGUAUAUACAAAAGUCUGGAGUCAGAAUGGAUGAGAAGUCCUUACAGAUUCAUAAAUUUUAUCAAAUCUUUCUAUAACAUUGUGAUUAGAAAGAAAUCGUCUCUUAUACAGCGCCAAAGUAUGCUACAAUCUGGCGUGGAGGCCUUACGUCGUGCUCGCAGUGAGGUGAGCACUCUUCAAGCAGAAGCGGCUGAGCAAGAAGCAGAACUGUCGGACAAACGUGAGAAAGCAAACAAAGCGCUCGAGCAAAUCGGCGCUACCGUCAGAACAAAUACUGACAAACACGAAGAAAUGCAACAGCUGAAGAAGAAUAUUGAACUGGAGAAUGAAAAACUACAAAUUCGUAAAAAGGAAAUUGAAGAAGAAUUAGCGACUGUGGAACCAGUGAUUGCAGCCGCUCGAGCUGCUGUGGGUGAUAUCAAGCCAGAAUCUCUCAGUGAGGUGCGUUCGCUUCGAGCACCUCCAGAUGUCGUUCGCGACGUGUUAGAGGGAGUGCUGCGGCUCAUGGGCAUAGCCGACACCUCGUGGCAUUCCAUGAAAAGCUUCCUGUCUAAGCGCGGUGUUAAGGAAGAUAUAAGAUGUCUAGACGCGAGCCAAAUAAGCCCGGAAGCGGUGCAGUCGGUGGAGCGGCUGCUGGAGCGGCGCGGAGCGUCGUUCGAGCAGGCGACCGCGAGGCGCGCCAGCGCCGCGUGCGCGCCGCUCGCCGCCUGGGUGCGCGCCAACCUCGCGCACGCGGCCGCGCUCGCGCGCGUGCGCCCGCUGCAGGCGCACCAGCGGGAUUUGCACAAGAACCUGGAGCUAGCGGAGGCGCAGGUGGAGGCGCUGUCGAGCGGCAUGGCGUCGGUGGAGGAGCGCGUGGCGGCGCUGCAGGCUGGGCUGGGCCGCCACACGCGCGCCGCCGCCGCGCUCGAGCUGCGCCUGGCCGCCGCCGCCGCCACCAUACGCCACGCCGCGCCCCUGCUCGACCAACUCGCGCAAGAAUGCGCCACUUGGGAGACCGACUUGAAUAAUAUAUCCAAUGAAAUAACUGAACUAAACCAGCGGUCUCUGUUAGCCGCUGCGUAUAUAGUAUACUUGUCUGAUUUGACAGAACCACAAGCAAGGAAUUAUAUUAUAAAAUGGAGUGCACUAAUAGGAUACGAACAGGAAUCUUUCUCAGUUAUCAAUUUCCUGUCCAGUACCGAAAAACAGUUGAAGUGGGAGGCAGAUGGUUUGCCACUUGAUCAAACUGCACUUAAAAAUGCAGUUUUGGUGGAUCAGGUAUUACAAACACGUAAAUGCGGAUUGAUCCCGUUAAUAAUAGAUCCGGAUGGCGACGCUAUAUGUUGGCUCAGAAAUACUCUAGCGGGCACUUCUUGUGACUUUGUCUCGCAAACUAGCGAUAAACUGCAAACUGCUGUACAAUACGCAGUGAGCCGCAGUGUGGUAGUGUACGACGUGGAGUGCGUGCACGCGAGCUGGUGGGCGGUGCGCGCGGUGCGCUCGGCCCGCCUGCUGCUGGUGGCGCGGGACCCGCGCCUGCCCGGGAGCCUGCCCUCGCACGUGCUGGCCGUCCUCAACCCGCUCUACUUCACGGCACGGCUACACGCUUUGCUCGAUCAAUUGAUACAUUACACGAUGCAAAAACAAAACCCUGAAAUGAACGAAAAAACAAAGGAGAUAAAAUUGAAGAAAGCUACAUUACAAAAGCAACUCCACGAACUACAGGAAAACCUUCUAAAAGACCUGUCGAUGAACAGCGACAUUUUACACGACGCGAAUCUCAUUGCGUCUCUAAACAAAACUCGUGAAACAAGCGUCACUAUAUCGGAAUCGUUAAACUCGGCUCAAAUGAUAGAAGAAGAGUUUAGAGUUUCGUGUCAAGCGUACGAAGAAAGCGCUUUAAAAGCGGCGCAUUUAAUUUUAGCUGUUAAAGAACUGGCUAUUAAGAAACCGCUCGUUUCUAUACCCGUGGAGACUAUGUUAGAUGUUUAUGUGGAAGCUGUUAAAAGAGUGCCGGAUAUAAAGAAUAUUAACAGCACCGAUGUUGUAAAAUACAUGACUCGGAGAAUAAUAGAAAGAGUUUUAUUGAGUUUACAUAAGAAGGACAAAUAUAUCAUCGUUUUACAUUUGUUAAGACAAGUUUUCGUUGAUUUAAUCCCGGACAAGCUCUGGCAAUUGUUUAUUGGUGGUUCCGAACUCAUCGAGGAUGGAGUCGUCCAUGAAAUUAAAAAUAACUUUACAUGGAUACCUGAUGAAUGCUUAAAAAAAUUAGCAAUGAUAAAGAUGGAGGAUCCAGAGUUAUUUAACAAAUUAUUGCUUAAUAAUAAUGAAAUGUGGUCUGAAUUUUAUCAGUCUGGAGAUUUAAAUAUUUUAAAUAAAUUAAGAUUGAGUCCAUUUGAAAUUGUCGUCGCCAUCACAGCGUUACGUCCUGAUAGUCUCUACAGGACAAUUACUGCUUUUGUUGACCAAAUUUUGGGUGGCGGUAUUAUGAGUGGUGGCGAUACGAUUCGCAAAGCCCAAAGAUGGUCCGCCCCCAAACGUGCCGUGUUGCUGUUGGGUGCGCACGCUACUGACCACUUGCAGGCGCAUUGCGAAUCCCAGCGAUUUGUACAGGUUGGCAUAGAUGAAGGUCGGGAAAUAUUUGAGAGAGCAGUUGAAGAGAGUCGCAGCGGCGGCUGGUUCGCCAUCAACGUAGGCGCUUCGCCUUUCUCCAAACACCUACGUGAUUUUCUGGAUAAUUUAGCAAAUCGUUCAAUUGAAGAUUUUGAUGAAGAAUUUCGAGUCUGGGUCUUGGCUGAAGACCGCGAUAUACCUUCAGCAAUAUCCGGUUCUUGCGUCAACGUUAUUCUUGAGAGUCCGGAGGGUGUGAAGCGCAACGUGUGCAGCACGCUGAGCGCGUGGGGCGCGGUGCCGCUCAGCGCGCCCGCCGCGCGCCAGCUCGCCUGCCUCGCGCUCUUCCACGCGCUCGCGCUCGAGCGACGCGCCUACGUGCCGCUGGGUGAGCGGUGUAACUCCUACACGUCGAUUAAUUUCACUGGAUAUUUUCUUUUAAAUUCUGACUACUUCCGCUACUACGCGUGGGGGUGGGGCGAGGCGAGCGCGGCGCGCGCGGCGGCGCUGGCGCCGGGCGCGGCGCGGUGGUGGCGCGCGCUGGCGCAGGCGCUGUACGCGGCGGGCGCGGCGCGCGCGCGCGACCGCCGCGUGCUGGCCGCGCUGGCCGAGCGCUGCCUGGGCGAGCGCGCGCUGGCCGCCUCGUACGCGCCGCCGGGCCUGCGCGCCGCGCUGCCCUACACCGCCAGCUUGCAGGAUUAUAUAACGGCAUUUGAGAACUUGCCAGAUAUGGAUCCACCAGAACUUCUGGGUCUGCCAGAUAAUUGUCGCCUCGCGUGGGAGAGGAAUGCUGCUGAAGACAUCGUUACCGGUCUAAGAGAAUUAAAUUCUACUGUUGAUGUAUCUAAGAAUAACACGACUGCACCAAUAAAAUCACUACUUGCUUUGUGGAAAAAAUUAAUGUCCGGAAAUCCGCUCAUUAAACCAGACUUCAUCGUCGAAAAUCGGGGCGGGUGCAGCGGGUGGUGGGGCGCGGUGUGCGCGGGCGAGGCGCGCGACGCGGCGCGGGCGGCGCGCGCGCUGCACCGCGCGCUCGCCGCGCUGCACGCGCGCCGGGACCGCCCCCCGCUCUCUUGUGUACCAGAAGAAUGGCAAUUAUUAUGGCCUGGUCCAGAGAAACCAGACGAGUACAUCCGAGAGUUUUGUUUCCGAGCUCGAGCUGCCGUCGCACGCAUGACAGAAAAUAUGCCCGAAGAUUAUAUUCCUAAGAAUAUGGACUUCCGCGAGCUGCUGUGGCCGCGGCGCGCGCUGGUGGCGCUGCAGGCGGCGGCCGCCGCGCGCCUGCGCCGCGCGCCGCACCGUCUGCGCCUGCACACGCGCUGGGAUGCACACGGUUUGUUCGUGCUCUAG
This is a messenger RNA of Zerene cesonia (dogface butterfly), 12078 nucleotides long. RefSeq names its product cytoplasmic dynein 2 heavy chain 1 (gene btv). Lineage: Eukaryota; Metazoa; Arthropoda; Insecta; Lepidoptera; Pieridae. The transcript is spliced from 75 exons. Gene Ontology annotation, molecular function: minus-end-directed microtubule motor activity; dynein intermediate chain binding; ATP binding. Bases 1 to 12078 code for a protein of 4025 amino acids. The record is from RefSeq and is a predicted model, not a curated record. Gene Ontology annotation, biological process: microtubule-based movement. Gene Ontology annotation, cellular component: dynein complex.